Oryzias melastigma (Indian medaka) is the source of this 458-nucleotide messenger RNA. Its product is annotated as protein mono-ADP-ribosyltransferase PARP15. The record is from RefSeq and is a predicted model, not a curated record. The transcript has 2 exons. Gene Ontology annotation, biological process: negative regulation of gene expression. Lineage: Eukaryota; Metazoa; Chordata; Actinopteri; Beloniformes; Adrianichthyidae. Gene Ontology annotation, cellular component: cytoplasm; nucleus. Gene Ontology annotation, molecular function: transcription corepressor activity. The annotation marks the transcript as partial.
AAAGGAUGGCAGUCUAGAUGGGGCUGAAUAAUUCGUUUGAACGAAUGGCUUACCUGUUGUUUUCCUCCUUUCAGUGAAAUCUUCACCUCACAAAACAAUGAUCAUGACCAGCGCCGGUCAGCUUCCAUGCACUAAUAUCAUCCACGUUCCCGGCCAGAAUGACCCUGCAAACAUUAAAUACACCGUCUAUGAUGUUUUGAAGUAUUGUGAGGGCGAUAGGGUCACCUCUGUCGCCUUCCCAGCUUUGGGAACAGGCCAGGGUGGAGUCAACCCAUCAGCUGUAGCCGACGCCAUGGUUGAUGCCGUGGUGGACUUUGUGAGGAAGAAAAGCCCCCAGUUUGUUCAGAGCGUGAAGAUCCUGAUCUUCCAGACGCAGAUGAUGUCCCACUUUCACAACAGCAUGAGGAAGAGACAAGGAGAGGAGGUGCAGGAGAAGGGCCUGUUCGGAAAAAUCAAAG